This is a messenger RNA of Strongylocentrotus purpuratus (purple sea urchin), 4138 nucleotides long. RefSeq names its product ubiquitin carboxyl-terminal hydrolase 25. The transcript has 22 exons. The record is from RefSeq and is a predicted model, not a curated record. Gene Ontology annotation, cellular component: cytosol; nucleus. Bases 107 to 3679 code for a protein of 1190 amino acids. Gene Ontology annotation, biological process: regulation of protein stability; protein deubiquitination. NCBI's taxonomy places the organism in Eukaryota, Metazoa, Echinodermata, Echinoidea, Camarodonta, Strongylocentrotidae. Gene Ontology annotation, molecular function: protein binding; cysteine-type endopeptidase activity; cysteine-type deubiquitinase activity.
CAUGUGUAAGAAUGCAAAUUUGUUGUUGUGCGCUCUAUUUUGGGGUAUUUUCCCAGCAAUGAUAAUAUUGUGAAUACUUGCACAAGUGACGGGAACCCCGAGCAAGAUGACAGUCGAACAAAAUGCAAUUCGAAAUCAGCAGCUUAUAAAGAAUCAGGAGACCGCCCUCAACCAGCUGAAGGAGAUCACCGGAGUCCAGGACCUGGCCGCUCUGAGGCACGCCUACGAGGCCAGCAACGGCGACAUCACCCAGGCCAUCACCUUCCUGACCGAGGGCCACGAGGCCACCACAGCAGCAGCCGGAGCAGGGGCAGCAGGAGCAGCGGGGGCGGCCCAGGGGAACCCAAGGCACCAUGCUGCCCACCAACCAGUGGCAGUCGCGACUGCAGCAACUGCAGCAGCACAGCCAGCCAAUGCUCCGGCCAGCGUGCAUGGUCCAAGAAACAGGCCUCAAGGAGAGGACGGUAAGUCGGGUGAUGUGAUCGACCUGACUCAGGAUCGAGACGAGAAAGAGGACCUACAAAGAGCCAUAGCACUCAGCCUGCAGGAGACCACACAGGCCAGCAUCGGAGUAUCGGCAGAGGAGCAAGAUAUCAGCAGAGUUCUUGAGCAGAGUAUCCGUGAUGCAGGGCAAGGCAGGAGUAACACAUGGUUUGUCGAUCCUCUCAACCCCCACGAUCGGCAGAGGGAAAGCGGCUGGCCAGUGGGACUCAAGAAUGUGGGCAAUACGUGCUGGUUCUCUGCAGUUAUACAGUCGUUAUUCCAUCUUCCUGCCUUUCGUCAGCUGGUGCUUAACUUCAGUCCUCCACCUGCCAAGGGAACGGGGACAGGAGAUGCCAAAAACCAUGUGCAUAGGAAUCUCUUGUUCAUGUCAGAGCUCCGGUCUCUCUUCGCUCUCAUGCUGGGUACCAGGAGAAAGUACGUUGACCCUUCCAAGUCCGUCCAGAUUCUCAAGGCAGCUUUCAGCGGUGGGGGUGCUGACAACCAACAGGAUGUCAGUGAAUUCACGCACAAGCUUCUCGAAUGGUUAGAAGAUGCCUUCAUAUUAGACACAUCUGGGCAUCCCUCACAAGAGGAAGGCGCUGACGGAGGAUCAAACGUAGCCAAGAACCCCAUGCUCGAUCUCUUUUACGGCCAGUACAAAGCAGAGGGCAUCAACGAGGGCAAAGUAUUCAGCAAUCUGGAGACCUUUGGACAGUGCCCUCUCCAGAUCAACGGCUACCAUGAUCUUCAUCAGAGCCUGGAAGCUUCCAUGUCCAAGGCGGAGAUCGAGACGGUCAACGGAGAUGCAACUUAUCUGUCGGCACAAGAGCACUGGUUUACUAGGUUACCCCAUGUUCUCAUCUUCGAGCUUUCAAGAUUUCAGUUCAACCAGGAGCUUGGAAGGCCUGAGAAGAUACACAACCAAUUCAAGUUCCCUGCAACACUUUAUAUGGAUAGAUAUAUGGAUGCUAACCGAGAGAUUGUAAGAAAAAAGCGUGAAGAAGUUGCCGUGCUACGUCAGCAGUAUAGUGAACUGCAAUCUAGACUAGAAAGAUUUUUAUGCUACGGAUCUGGUGCUAAGCGGAUGCCUUUACACGACGUCCUCCAAUACACGUUAGAAUAUGCAAACAGCGGGUGCCCUGAGCGGAGGCAUCUGGAUGGGAUGGGGAGUCCCCCUCAAGGAAUCUGCAAUAACACCUCCGCCUGCGAGGAUGUGGAGAUGGCGUCGCCUUGUGGAUCAGCUAGUAACAGUCCUAGACCUGGCUCAUCGCCAAACCUCCAACCCAUGGAGCAGCCCUUUGCGCCGCCAAGCCCCACCUCCCUCUCCCUCUCCACAUCACCAACAGUGUCUUCCAAGCUACCAAGGUACCAGAAACCGCCUCCGCUCAACCUUCUGGACAAGCCCCCACUAGGUCACGGCGCCGGUGGUGGUACCGCUGGUCACGGCGGCGCUGGGGGUUCCGGUGGCCUGGGUGCCGGUGUGGGGCCUGCAAUAAAGGGUGAACUGCCCUCUCCCAAACCUGGACACAUCACAGACACAGAGCUAAAUAUCUUACAAGGGUGCUUGAAGAGGUGGAGGACAGAGGUCAUGAGUGAGGUCACAGAAUUACACCAAGAGAUUGCCAAAGUAGAUGAAAAGAUUCACACGACGUAUGAAGAAGUGGAACUCAAAUAUCACAAGUACCGCCUUCACGCUGUCCUGGUCCAUGAAGGUCAAGCCUUGGCUGGUCACUACUGGUCCUACAUCCUCAACCACAAGAGGAACGUCUGGAUUAAGUUCAACGACAUCGCCGUCACCGAGGUUACGUUUGAGGAGCUAGAGAGAGUGUCGUUAGGAGGGGACGGUAACGCUAGUGCCUAUUGCGUCAUGUAUGUGGAGUCGGGCAACAGAGCGCUCUUUGAAGAGGUGCAUGCAGAAACGGGUCUCAUCAACCUGGAGGAUCUGGGAAAUGACCUCGGGCAACUGAUCGUCGACGACAACCAGAAGUUUGAGGAGGAGCUGAAGCAGUGGGACGAGCAGGUACAGCAACGCCGACAGCAACAACUGCAACUUCAGCUGAAACAGCAGGGAGAGAGAGGGCAGGCCGAUGGAGGGGCCAGAGAGAGGGUCACAUCGAGGGGAGCCAGCACCACUAACGAGGAGGUCAUUGCCGUCGAUGAUGUUCCUAUGAAGGAUGAAGAGGAAGCCAUGUCGCCGAGACGAGUGCCACCGCUUGCCAACCAGGACAGCAUGGAGACAAGUCAUCCUGAGACAAGGCCCAAGACUCCAAAGAGUCCUAGAACUCCCAAGAGCCCGGUCUCCGCUGCACCAUUCUUUGGUGAAGGAGGUCCAGAGGCUGCUGUGCAGCAGAUGUAUGCUCAUGAAUUGAAGAAGUGCCAGGAGGUGGCCGUGGCUGAGGACCCUCCUGGAACGGAUUCAAGGUUAGAGUCCUUUGCCAUCUACCUGCUGAGAAACAACGCUGCCAACGGGCUGAUGCAGCAGAGCAUACUGAUACAACUCAAGGAAAUGGGACUGGCUUCUGAUGAUCUUAGGAGUCAAGCGAUAGGGAAGAUUGCCCAGAGGAAGCUGGAGAGCGAUCAGGCGUAUCGGAACGUCCACUCCUUGUUGAAGGCCUGGCAAAGCGAUUACAGCACCUUCAUCAGGACGGCCUCGUUCUUCAAUCAAGGCAUUUUGUUAUGCCUCCAACAGGGAUUGUAUCAAGAAGCCUUACCCUACUUUGUCCAUGCCUGUAAGCUCAACGAAACAUUUGAUCCGCCAGACACCAGCAAGAGAAUGGACAGCAAGCUACUAGAAUACUUCAGGAGACAUUGUUUAAUACAACUCAACGAGCAGUGCGCCACAACCUUUGACGCCGGCGAAGAACAGGAAGCCAGCACUAGCCUGCAGGUGAUGAGCGAGCUGGUUGUACCCUGCACAAGUCUGCUGGGAUCCAACCCCGGCGACGAUGCGCAGGCUGUGGAGGAGAUCAGGGGGAGAUGGUGCUCGUAUCUUGGACAUGACCUACCUGGUAAACUGCAGGACAAGCUCCAAGACCUCUUGUCGCGGCUCCUGGACGGCUCCUCGGACGGUCUGACGGUCAAAACCCCGCCCCUCAUCCGCGCCCAACGAACGGUCAACCACAGUCAGCAGUUUAGAAAAAGCAUGCAACUCAUCAAGAGCUUUGAAGAAGCGGGCCAGGGAGAAGACUCAUCAUAGCACAGAGCCAUCACCAGGGACCCGUUUCACAAAGCCUUUUAUCAAUGAGAAAUGACAAAAGUCAGUGACGAAUCUGCUGAUGACCAAUCAGAAGCAAGCAUUUCAGUAGCUUAUAACAAAAACUGUCAUAUGUCACUGAUGACAAGUUUCGUGAAACGCCCCCAGGUUCAUAUAUGACGAGUCUGCCAGGGAAUUCUUGGUGAAUUGUAGAUCAAUGCAGAACUCUUUUUGAUACAGAGCAUCCAAGCAGCAGGCAACGGUAGGAGUUGGCACGACAGUGAGUCAAGAAGUUAUCCUUGAGUACUUUGCCAGGGAACGCUUGGUGAAUUGCAGAUCGAUGGAGAACUUGUUCUGAUACUCAGUAUCAAACAAAGCCGAAAGCUAUAGGACGGAGCACAGAGCAAUGAGGUUUAUAUUUGACAACUCUGCCAGGGAAUUCUUGGUGUAUUGUAGAUCAAU